Juglans microcarpa x Juglans regia is the source of this 1614-nucleotide messenger RNA. RefSeq lists its product as uncharacterized. The record is from RefSeq and is a predicted model, not a curated record. Lineage: Eukaryota; Viridiplantae; Streptophyta; Magnoliopsida; Fagales; Juglandaceae. The transcript has 7 exons. The coding region runs from base 71 to 1288 and encodes 405 amino acids. Gene Ontology annotation, molecular function: oxidoreductase activity.
UUUACGACAUUUCCGAAUACGCAACUAAGAAAAGACGUGUCACCGAAUGGAGCAAGAGAUCGGCUAAGACAUGAAGGUGGCCGCAAUUACAAAACCAGUGAAAAAUUUGUGGGGUCGCUCGGAGAAAUCCAUGACAACUUCCACCAUGUUCUCCUACUGCUUCUCAUCGACGAUCAAACCCGCUUCUCACUCCUCGGUUUUCCAACCAUCCCUCCGCUCUAUCAGCUCUCCGUCCUUUCAUCUCCGACCCAAAUCUCGGAACUUCAUUUCCCUCAAUGAAUCUUCGUCGUUCCCCGGAAAUUCAAUCUCCAUUAAGACACGAAAUCUCUGCGUCGUUUCCGCCUCUAAAUCGGACAAUGGAUCGCAAGAAUCUUCCUUUCAGGGAGCUGAGUCAUUUUUUAGGAGCGUGCUGGAAAGCAUGGAAAAGGUGUACUUAAACAGGAACCCCACAGCAAAACAAAUAUUAGAGCUUGUUCAAUCUGUCGACAGCAACCGAAUUUGCUAUGAUCAUUUGGCAUUUAGAACAUUCGGGGUGAACGGUUAUGGUAUUGACUCGAUGGCUAAAUUUUUCCUUGAUUUUGGCUAUGAGCCACGGGACGAGUUGAGGUUUCCUGCAAAGAAAUUGAAAGCGCUGUGGUUUUCGCCUCCCAGUGUUCCUCUUCCUGAUGGUGGUAGUGGCACCAAUGGGCCUUUGCCAAGAAUUUUUAUAUCAGAGCUUCUUGUAGAUCAGAUGAGUACGCAAACUCAGGAAAUAAUUAGGAAAUACACUGAUAUAUCCAGUUGUGGAAAUGAACAUGCAGCUCUUGCAAGUGCUCUGGGAUCUCUAACUUGGGAAAAACCUCUGUUUUCCGAGUUCCAACAAUUGGCAAGGGAAAGUGAAUAUGCUGCUUGGACCCUUGUCAACGGGUAUGCACUGAACCAUGCUACUAUUUCCACUCAUCAGCUCAAAUUUCACUUGAGAAAUAUAAAAAACCUCAAUCGGUUUAUUGAAGACAAUGGGUUCAAGUUAAAUUCUGAAGGGGGAGUUCUGAAAGUGAGCCCCGAUGGCCUUCUGCUGCAAAGUUCUACGGUAGCAGAUUCGGUUUCUUUCCAGUUUUCUGAUGGUAUCACUGAAUUAGUUCCCUGUUCAUACAUUGAGUUUGCGGAACGCCUGGUACUGCCUCAAUAUAAAAAUAUACCUGAAAAAGAGGUUAAAGAGUUCCACAGGCGAGAUGGAUUUGAGGUUGGAAAUGCUGACAAGAUCUUUGAAAGCACAUCCAAGGAGCAGCUGACCAGGAGGGCUGCAUGAGACGAAACCGAGUCUUUAGGGGAAUAAGAAGGGUUUGGCACAUCUGUAUGGAGUUUCCAUUAAAAGUGGUCUCCAAGUCUGAGAUGUUAAUAUGCACGUAUACUUGCAACAACUGAAAAGGCCUGAAGCAUGUACCUUAAUUGCUUCAAAUGUAAAAAAGGGGGGAUAGUGUAAUGGAUAAAAUGGUCGGAACCAAAACUUGACAAUGCUUAAGAUUCCCUUAAAGCUUGGUCGUAUGUCUGAUUCAGAACAGAUUAUUACUCGUAGGCUUCAACCUCAGUAUUGUGGCAAAUAAACGAGGUGGAAAAUUAAUAUUUUCUUGAUAA